AUGCAAAGGCGCAAUGUGGCGAUGGUGGAAACCUCACCAGUUGCCCUCUGGGUGUCUGUUGCAGUCCAUUUGGCUUCUGCGGCUCAACAAGUGAUUUCUGUGGCACUGGAUGCCAGAGCGGCUGUGAUCCUGUCGACAACUAAUGCAUUCUCCUCUCCAACCUAUAGUGAACCAUCGUGUACGAGCUCCAGCAAUAGCAGCUCCCUUGAAAGGGUGGUUGCCUACUACGAACUUUUUCAAUUUAGUCGGCCAUGCGACACAUUGCAGCCAGAGAGUAUCCCUGCUGGGGCUCUUACUCACAUUAAUCUAGCAUUUGUCCAAUUUGGAGACGAUUGGAAAAUGGUUGAUGAAUACGGCGAUAUUGUAGCCCGAGUCACUCGUCUCAAAACCACCUAUGCUGGCUUGCGAGUAAACGUUGCCAUCGGUGGCUGGAACUUCAAUGAUCCACCGUCAGCAACCUAUUUCUCUACAAUGGCAGGCUCAUAUGAGAAUCGACAAACAUUCAUUGACUCUCUUAUUCUGUACUUGCAAAAGUAUGGACUAGACGGUGUUGAAAUAGAUUGGGAAUAUCCAGCAGCGACGGAUCGUGGUGGUGAUGCCAGCGAUACAGACAAUUUUGUCACGUUACUCGCUGAAAUGAGAGAAGCUUUCGAUGCUGUGAAUCCCGGCUGGGAAAUCACUUGCACCCUCCCAUCAAGCUACUGGUACAUGCAAAAUUUCGAUCUUCAGUCUAUGCAAAAGUAUGUCUCGUUCUUCAACAUGAUGAGCUACGAUCUGCACGGCAUGUGGGACCAAGGCAAUAAGUAUACCGGCUCUUACCUGCGAGGGCAUACCAACCUUACGGAGAUCGAUAUAGGAAUGGAUUUACUGUGGCGUAAUAAUAUCGACCCCAAGAAGGUGGUUAUGGGCAUGGGCUUCUAUGGUCGAAGCUUCAGGAUGAGCGAUAGCGCCUGCCACACAGCAGACUGCGAGUUCUCUGCGGUGGGAGAUGCUGGUCCCUGCUCACAGUCUGCGGGCAUCCUAUAUUAUUCAGAGAUUGAAUCGAGUAAUAGUUCCAGUGACGUUCAAACAUACUAUGACCCUGUUUCGACAGUCAAAUAUAAUGUUUACAACGGGAAUCAGUGGAUCUCCUACGACGAUGCGCAGUCAUGGCAGGAUAAGAUGCGAUACCUGACAGGGAAGUGCAUUUCUGGAGUAAUGAUCUGGGCACUUGAUCAGGAUGACGGAAUGCACAGAGCUCUUGCUGGACUCCUCGGUGAGGAUGCGCUAGCUGGCUCGCUUAUGGAAGGAGGCGACCUGUCGACCAAACAGAAGGAAGAAUUGACGGAUCAACUAGCCGCAUACACCGGUCAAAACUGUUAUGUCACUGAAGAAUGCACAGAUGGCACUUCCCAUCAAAACGACGCGCAGUAUGUGUGCGGCACUGGUUUCUCUUCGGUCGCGACUGCACAUGCACCCCACCAGGCACUCUCAUAUUGGAUUGGUGAGACUUGUGACACUGGCAAGUAUCGUCAUAUCUGCUGUCCGACAGACGCUAUGCCAAAGAACUGCGAAUGGACUGGCGCCCCAAUUCGCAGUGAAGUUGGAUGCAACGGAAAGUGUGGAAGCGACCAGUUUCAGCUCAAUAUUGAUUCAUAUGUUGACGCUACCGGCGAGGAGCCAUGUUAUCAAGGAGACCGCGCGUUGUGUUGCGAUGGUGCUCAGGCUAUCAAUCAAUGCACGUGGACUUCAUGUCAGAAGCUUGCCUCUGUCGAGGACAACCCGAGCUGCCCGAGCGGGAGCACUUAUAUGACCACCCGGUUCGAUGAUGGAACUGGAAGCUUGUGCUCUUCGGACGAAGAUGGUGACUUAAUGAUUCUUUACGCCCAGGCAUAUUGUUGUCCAAGCGAAGAUGUACCAUCCAAUUGCUCUUGGUCAUUUGAGGACCUUCCUCACACUGCAGAAUACUUAUGCUAUCCGCAAAAAUGCGACUCUACCAAGUUGAAAUAUACCACUGCUCUUGAUCCCAGCCAGCCCCACUAUGGCAACGGCUUGUCCUCGGUGAAUGAGUGCACUCCAUACACCCCUCCGGCUGGCGAGGACCCCAAUUGGCCAUACUGCUGUAGCCCCCCGCAGGCAAACAGUGAGAAAUGGCCAGUUGAUCCUAAGUAUCUGUGGGAGGACUACUACGAAGCCACUGGAGACGAUGUGGAAUGGGCUUAUGUGGACAACUAUGGGAACAACGAUAAACAGAGCUCUCCUGGCGACGACGAUGGGGACGACCCAUAUGGAUUUGUUAUGCUUGAUGGCCCUGCUGGUUCCAUUGACAGUUCAUUUGCAUCGACCUACGAAUUCGCUCGUCAGAGUGAGGAAGUUCCAAACGUCAAACGCUCCCUAUUCACCACCAAUCGCACUCGUCUGGUUACAAACUUCGAGCACUCCGAAGAAACACACUACGUCUUUUGCAAGUUGCCUACUGGCUCCGCAAAAUGUGAAAACGUAUUCAUCGAUGGGGCUGAAGACACAAUCAUUCGCCUACCAGAGCACAUUGGUGAAGGACCAUUUGCACGUCUCGUAUCUAUAGAGCCGGCCCAUAGCUCAUACAGUUUGCCUGGUCAUCACUUGAACAAGCGAGUUGCGCAGGAUAAUAACAAUCCUGUUUACAAGAUCAAGAUUGAUUACAACUUCCAGGCGAUUAAACGAGACUCCGGAGCUAUCAACAUGCGUGUGGACUACACCAACUUACUCGACUACUGGGAAGAUGUUACAGACACUCCUGCCACUCGUCGAAAGAAGCGCUCAACCACUUCAGUUCGUGACGAGCACAUGUCGUACCAUGAAUGGCGUGGAAAGGUUGAUUGGGCCAAAACUUCGCAUGAGGCUCUUCGCAAGCGACAGGAAGCUGUGAUGAACUCCAAUACCUCAUUUGAACAUCCCAGUGACCAAGAUCCACAUGCUAUCCAAAAGAGAUGGUUCGGUAGUUUCAAGAAUUGGCUCAAAAAGAUGAAUACUGUUGAGAGCAGCAGUGUUGGCUAUUUGUCCCAGCUUUGGAAGAGCAGUCUGCUCCUUUUCAGUGCCUCUACAGGGUGCCCGAAGGCAAAUGCUAAGCUGAACGUCUAUCUUGACUCUGAAAUCGCCAUGGAAAGUACAUACGCCUAUUAUCUUUCGGGUACUUUGGUUCCUCCAUCGUUGGAUGGUACCUAUGCAUACUUUGGCAUGCAACCAAGUGUGUAUCUGGGCCUUACUGUUGAAGGUGUCGCUCGCAUGGAUUACAAAUCCGAGAGAAAGCAGUUAAUCCCAACUCUUUCCUACCCUGGACUUGCGAUCAAGGGAAUAGCAGCUGUCGGCCCUACCCUUGAUAUCUAUGGACAGAUUCGUGGCGUUGUACAAUUGAGCGGCAAGAUGUCCGUUGGUGCGAAGUAUACUUUUGAGAAAUCGGAGGUCUACUGGCCCCAGGGUGACGACAGCACGGAUUACAGUAAAAUCAAUGACCUUGUUGGUGAUCCUGAGCCUGUCGCAUCUGGCCUGGAACCCUCAUUCCAAGCGUCUGUUGAGGCCAGUGCCGAUCUAGACGUUCUGGUCACACCAGAGGCUAACAUCGGUAUCACCAUUGGUGGUUCAUCGCUUCUCGGGGGCGUUACGCUUGUCGAUGCCCAGAUGGUUGGCUUUGUGAAUACCACAUUGAGAUUCCACGCUGGCGCGACAGCUGAAGUCUCAGGCGAUUCCACUUCUGUAAGUGCUGGAUAUACAUACACCUAUGGUAUCUAUCUCUUGUAUAACUUGGGAUACGGUGGACAUGCCACGAUUCCAUUCUACGAAUGGUACAUGUCGACUCGGGCUCUGUUCAGCAGUCCGAGAUCAAUCACGCUCUACGAGAACGGAGAUCUCGGCUCAACCUCAACAAGUAUUUCAGCCAAAAGAGACCUUCCCCUAGACGAGUCUCCUAUCUUCGAAGGAGGCGAUGCGGUGACCCAGCCAUCUCAAAGUCGGGGUGUGGGUCGCCUGAUAGCAUUUGACAGCAGCCGUGACUUACUUUGGGGAUCGGCACCUCAAUACAUCAACAAGACCAACAGCGCAGGUAUUGUUCGCAAGCGCGAUGACGACAGCGAUGUUGACAUGAUGGAUGUCGACUCGGAUGAUGACGACCCCAGUUUCAGCCCUGCAAGCGCAGUCACUUGCCCCGCGAAUAACUGUGUCACCCCGGGUGGUAGCAAUCCCAAUAACCUGCCACUGUGCUCUUGGAUCUUACCUGAAUUACGGUAUAACUGCCUUUUUUUCCCUGAUAGGCAAGUCGUCGACACCAAUGGGAACUCGAAGAUCAUUCCUGGAAUCUGUACCAAUGUGAAUAACUUCUUCAACAAUCGUGGCCUCGCUAUCAGUACAGGAAUCACACUCACAUGGGAUUCUCAAAAAACCCGCUCAGACAAGCGACGCAGGGCUGCAUGUCCCACACUGACAAAGUCAAGUGGACAAGGGUGGAAUACUGGCUACUGCAGUAUUGAGAAUACAGUCAUCACCAGUGGUAUCAAUGUGCCAUCUUCCACCGAGGUCGUGAGCUGUGAUGAAUUUCCAAUGGCCUCUUCCGAAGAAGGAGGGAACUUCUUCCCAACGCUACCUACCAACCCAACCCCACAAGGCGUUGAAUGUGUACCGGUAUAUCAGCAGACUCUCCAAGGGAAAUGCCAUACUCUGCUGUCCGGUAUAAAAGCCAAUAUCAAUGCCACCGGUGACGCCAACUGGCAGACUUGGGGAAGCGGAGAUGCCAAUCCGGGGUGGACGAGUCUUAGUGCUGCGUGGCAAGGCCUGGCACAUUACGAUUCAUACAUUCCGCAAGCCGCCGGAAUCACGAAAGCCCAAUACAACAAUGGCCACGGGGGUUAUAACCAUAAACGAAACUUCACCCUUUCCCUCGCCUCUCCAUCAGGCCCUACAGAUGGCGCGGCCUGGGGCGUGCAGUCAUUGUCAUCAUACUCCGCGCCAGGAAAAAUCCAAAGCGGGACUGAUGCCACUCAGGUUGCCUGUGCAGUCAACACCUUUGACCAGACGACUCGAUACGAGAGGACUGGAAAUAAUGGAUACUGCCUGAGCGGAUACAAACAAGACCUCGUGUACGGGAAUAUUCAAUCCUGGGUUGAAUGUACCGUUGUAUUUACUGGAUCGACUACGGGUCACACCAACUCCAAGCGAGAGAACGGGGAUCAAGCCGAUGAUGGUGACAUUAUUGGCCAAUUUGACGGAUGGAAUAUCCAA
This is a messenger RNA of Penicillium verhagenii, 5229 nucleotides long. RefSeq names its product glycoside hydrolase family 18 protein. The transcript is spliced from 8 exons. The record is from RefSeq and is a predicted model, not a curated record. The annotation marks the transcript as partial. Lineage: Eukaryota; Fungi; Ascomycota; Eurotiomycetes; Eurotiales; Aspergillaceae. Gene Ontology annotation, biological process: carbohydrate metabolic process. Gene Ontology annotation, molecular function: chitin binding.